AUGUUGGACUUAACGGGAGAUAAGGAUAAGCCUUUGGAUACGAGCCCUGACUAUAAGAGUGAGAAGUAUAGGGAAAUACAGGCACCGGAAAGGGUGGAUAAAUGUAUAAAUAAGUUUUCUGCCCUUACAAUGGAUGAGCUGAUGGCUCAGUGUAUACUGUUUUUUAUAGCCGGGUAUCAGACAACAACAUCAGCUUUGUCAUUUUGUCUCUAUAAUAUUGCUAAAUAUCCGGUGGUUCAAGGGAAAUUGUACCAGGAGUGCAAAAAGUAUUGCGAUCAAUUU
Molecule: messenger RNA, 282 nt
Organism: Oppiella nova
Lineage: Eukaryota; Metazoa; Arthropoda; Arachnida; Sarcoptiformes; Oppiidae
Source: the annotation of a GenBank genome assembly